AUGAUUGACCCCAACUUUAACCUGGAUCGAACCGCGCAAGCCCAGCGAUAUCCCAACAUGGCGCACGGUGCUGGUGGCUCCCAGCGUGGUCCGGGCAAAUCAGUCCGGAUCACUUUCGGACCACAGGUCGACGAGUAUAUACCUUCCUCAAACAGUACUUCAACCCCCCUUUCUGCUUUUGAAUCCGGCCGCCAGCGACCCCAAAAGAGCGACGGCGAUCAGCUCCAGAGCAAUGGACGCUCAGAUUGCGCAUCGAAUGGGGCGCAGGCACCUUCUGGUGGCGACGGUGGAGCUGUGUCCGGGCGGAACCCAGUGUCUCCCUCACUCCGGGCACCUAGAAAGAUACGCCCUACACCACCUCUUCUUGUUCGGGCAAAGAGCGAACACUACACAUCGCCUGGAGUUGAGAACGGAGCAGCCCAUGACGGGGAUGAGGAUUUCCAGUUAAGACACGGCUGGCAUGAAGAUUACACUUCUGGAGACUACUUGAAGAGCCUCACUUCCACGUUCUUCAUGUAUUUCACGGAGAAGCGCCAUGAAACCGGUGGGAGACCGAAAGACCCAGCCGGGAGCUGGCCUAGCCAGGACUGGCGCAUGAGAGAUCGGCUGAAAACUGUUUCUGCCGCGCUGGCUAUCUGCCUAAAUAUUGGUGUGGACCCCCCGGAUAUCGUGAAGACGAAUCCGACCGCGAAACUGGAAUGUUGGGUGGACCCAACGUCUUCUACUACCGGCGCGCAGAACAAGGUGAUGGAGCAAAUUGGAAAGAAACUACAAGAACAGUAUGAAACCCUCAGUCUUCGUACGCGUUACAAGCAAUACCUGGACCCUGCCGUCGAGGAGACGAAGAAAUUCUGUAUCUCUCUUCGCCGUAACGCAAAAGACGAGCGGGUGCUCUUUCACUACAACGGACAUGGUGUCCCCCUCCCAACUCAGUCGGGAGAACUUUGGGUUAUAUCCCCGAUAUCCUUAUACGAUCUUCAGACUUGGCUUGCUGGGCCAAGCUUGUUUGUGUUUGAUGUGUCCCAUGCUGGUAACAUUGUCCACAACUUCUCAACAUUUGUGGAAAAGCAUGAGAAGGAGAACAUCGAAAUUCGCAAGAGGGAUCCAAAUGCCGCGAUCCAAAACUACGGCGAUUGUAUUUUACUCGCCGCCUGUGAGAGAACAGAAACACUCCCAACCAAUCCGGAUCUCCCCGCAGACCUUUUCACAUGCUGCUUAACGACCCCAAUCGAAAUAGCAUUGAGGUUCUUUGUGUUGCAGAACCCUCUGCACACCAACAUAUCCAUCGAUGAGUUCAGGGUGCCGGGCCGCCUCCAAGAUCGAAGGAGUCCUCUCGGUGAAUUAAAUUGGAUAUUCACUGCGAUCACGGAUACGAUCGCCUGGAAUACCCUGCCCAGACCGUUAUUCAAGAAACUGUUUCGACAGGACCUCAUGGUUGCGGCUUUAUUUAGGAAUUUCCUCCUGGCUGAACGGAUCAUGAGAGCCCAUGAAUGCCACCCAGUAUCAUCUCCCAAACUACCCGAAACUCACAACCAUCCAUUAUGGCAAAGCUGGGAUCUUGCCAUUGAGAUGGUCCUUGCUCAACUCCCGGCACUCAUUGAGCAUGAGGAAGGCAAGCGUCACUAUGAAUACCAACAUUCGUCAUUCUUUGCCGAGCAACUUACUGCGUUUGAAGUUUACCUUGCAUCAGGACCAACAGAGAAGAACCCACCAGACCAACUUCCAAUUGUAUUGCAAGUCUUGUUGAGCCAGGCUCAUCGCUUACGCGCAUUAAUCCAACUCAGCAAGUUUUUGGACUUGGGGCCGUGGGCUGUUCAUUUGGCUCUGAGCAUUGGUAUAUUCCCGUAUGUUGUCAAACUUCUACAGAGCACUGCCCAAGAACUUAAGCCUGUCAUGGUUUUUAUCUGGGCUAGGAUAAUGGCCGUCGACCAUACUGUGCAGAAUGACCUGCUAAAGGAUAAUGGUAUUCACUAUUUCAUUACAAUCUUAAAUCCCGCUUCGCCUAUCCCUAUAGAGAACGCAAGUGAACAUCGUGCCAUGUGUGCAUUCAUCGUUGCGAUAUUCUGCAAAAACUACCCUCAAGGCCAAAACGUUUGCCUUGCUCCCGAGCUCUUUGAAGCUUGUCUAACUCACUUGAUGGAUGCUGAAAACCCUCUUCUGCGCCAAUGGUCUUGCCUCUGCUUAAGUAUGCUCUGGCUCGACUUCCCUGAGGCGAAAUGGGUUGGUAUUCGGUGCUCUGCACCUCCGAGGCUCUGCGAACUCGCCUUAGACCCCGUUCCAGAAGUACGCGCAGCGAUGCUGUAUGCGUUGACCAGUUUCAUUGGUAUCCCCGAUUUGACCGACCAGGUCGCUCAGAUCGAAGAAUCUAUUGCUCUCACUGUCAUGCCCAUGGGUUCCGAUGGCAGUGUCCUAGUAAGGAAAGAACUAUUGGUUUUCCUGUCGACCUUCGUGAAGAGAUACCAAAACAAGUUCCUCGUCGUUGCAUAUGAACAGAUGCUUGAAGAACGACAUUUUCUUUCACAUCAAACGCCCGCUAACAAAAAUGAUCAGCCGGCUCCAUUCCAGUAUGAGAGCAGAGUAUCUCAUGACACUGUGUUUGGGUCAAUAUGGAAACUUGUUCUCAUGCUUUCUGUCGACCCACAUCCGGAGGUCGCUCAAGAUGGAGACACCAUUGUUGAUUAUAUUCACAAAUCUCUAUUGGAGUCUCCAAUGAGAGGAUUAGCUCAGGCAGCCAAAGACGAUAUCCUUAAGCUACACGGUCGAGUUCAAGUCGGUAAACUUAGACACGUGGAACUGGAUGAUUUGAAUGGAACGGGGCAGAGGACACCACAGGCUCCGUCUAACACGGCAUCAAAAUCUGAGGGAUACUUGUCACUGGGCUUGAGAAAAACAGCCAGCGUAGCUGCGUCCUGGAAAAAUCUUGCCUUGGGCUUAUCAAGUACCACUGGUCGACCUGCAUCGCCAAUGAAACCCCUUGCGAUGACAAGCCGCGUUCCCAUUACACCACGGGGUCGGGCACCUGCUGAGUGGACUCGACCGCCUGAAGUGAAUGAUCAGCCAGUGACAUCGGGAUCGUACCGUAAAGCACGUAUCCCGCUCUCUCGUGGCUUUCGGCCAAGAGAUGUCAAAGCUAGCCCUGUCAUUCCUUUGAAAAGCGAUUUUUUGGACUGGUCAACUGAAUACUUUCGCGAGCCGCAAAUGAAACCGAAUGAAUCAGAUGAACCUGGCAGCGCAGAUUACAACGAACGCCUCUGGCGACGCGGCAGAAAUGAGAAAAUCAUAGCUGAAACUCAGCCGCUCAAAGAGAAAGCAGGAACUAGCAAGUGGGAUAUUUCUACCUCACUUCUAAACAAUCAGACUCAACCGGUCAAGAUGUGUUUUCAUCAGUUUGAGGACUACGUCGCGGUAGCUGAUGAUAGAGAUACUGUUUGUAUCUGGGAUUGGCAAAGUCAUUCGCGUCUCAGCCGUUUUUCUAAUGGCAACCCAAUAGGAUCGAAAAUUAACGAAAUUCGAUUCAUCAACGAAGACGACCAAGCGCUUCUGAUGACAGGCUCCUCAGAUGGUGUUUUGAAACUAUUCCGCAAGUACGAAUCGGAAUCGGAUGUUGAGAUUGUAACAGCCUUCCGUGCUCUGCCCGAUUUGGUCCCCAGCAACAGAAAUGCGGGACUGGUUUUGGACUGGCAGCAGGGCCAAGGGAAGGCGCUCAUUGCUGGCGAUAUUAAGGUUAUUCGCGUCUGGAACGCGGCCACCGAAAUUUUCACCAACGACAUAUCUGCUCGUUCGGGUUCCUGCAUAACCUCUUUAACAUCAGAUCAAGUCGCGGGACAUAUUUUCGUCGCUGGAUUUGGUGAUGGUGCCGUUAGAGUAUUUGAUCAACGCUUAAAACCGACAACAGCGAUGGUAAAAGUGUGGCGAGAGCAUAAACAGUGGAUCACAAACACCCAUAUCCAGCGUGGCGGAGUCCGAGAAUUGAUAUCUGGUAGCCGAAAUGGUGAGGUUCGACUGUGGGAUUUGCGCAUGGAUUCAUCGAUAGGUACCAUCCGCGCCACCAAAGACACCUUGCGGACGUUGUCUGUGCACGAACACGCUCCAGUAUUCGCGAUUGGCACCAAUCGCCAUGAGGUUAAAACUUUCAAUACCGAUGGCACUUAUCUCUCCACCUACGAGCCUCAUGGUAGUUUUCUACACCCAAACCGAUCCUCACCGAUCGUAAGCGCCUCCUUCCACCCACACAGGGCCAUCCUUGCCUGUGCAGCUCUGAACGAUAACCAUAUCAAUUUUGUAUCAUGUUAA
Molecule: messenger RNA, 4293 nt
Organism: Paracoccidioides brasiliensis Pb18
Product: ubiquitin-binding TORC1 subunit KOG1
Exons: 7
Coding region: 1-4293 (1430 amino acids)
Biological process (GO): cellular response to starvation; positive regulation of protein serine/threonine kinase activity; positive regulation of cell growth
Cellular component (GO): cytoplasm; TORC1 complex
Molecular function (GO): protein-macromolecule adaptor activity; protein binding
Source: RefSeq, a predicted model, not a curated record